Molecule: messenger RNA, 2433 nt
Organism: Colletotrichum spaethianum
Lineage: Eukaryota; Fungi; Ascomycota; Sordariomycetes; Glomerellales; Glomerellaceae
Product: meiotically up-regulated gene 72 protein
Exons: 4
Coding region: 1-2433 (810 amino acids)
Cellular component (GO): cytoplasm
Molecular function (GO): oxidoreductase activity
Source: RefSeq, a predicted model, not a curated record
AUGGCACCCAUGACGCCCCGGCUCAAGAUCCUCUCAGGGACCGGUGCUCUCGCAUCGUGUCGAGUGCAAUCAGGCAUGGCAGACGACAGCGAGCUAAUGAAGACGUGUGUAGUGGGAGGAAACCCAGUUUCGGCCUUCCUAUCGUGGAGAUUACAAGCGACGAAUGCUUGCGACGUUACACUGGUGUGGAAGUCGGGAUUUGAUCACGUCGCGCAAUACGGCAUCUCUUUCAAGUACGUUGUCACUCGCUGCCCAGCAUUCCGCCUGCGCCUGUCUAAUCAAGAAACUCUUAGGUCUCCUGUAUUUGGCAACGAACGGUUCAAACCGCGACAUGUUGUGCGCGUUCCCGAAGAAGCCGCGCAAGGCGGCGGUCCCUUCGACUACGUGAUUCUUUGCAUCAAGGCUCUCCCCGACGUUUACGACCUCGCUGCCGUGAUUGAUGCCGUCGUUACCCCUCAGCACACAUGUAUCCUCAUCAACACAACCCACACCCUUGGCGUCGAGGCUGCCAUCGAAGAGCGGUUUCCCACCAACGUAGUUCUGUCCCUGGUUUCCAACGCCGAACUCUCUCAGCUUGGUCAGAGCGAAUUUGAGCACAAGGGCUCGACUGAAGUCUGGGUUGGGCCUUCGAGCAAGAAUCAAAACAUUCCGGGUGCAAUUCAGGGAGACAUGGCUGAGGCGCUGGCUAUGACGCUGAAUACUGCUCAAGUUGACUGCAAAGUGUCUCAGAACAUCCGCCAGCAGCAAUACGAGCGGGUCAUUGGGCCUAUUGCCUUCCACCCCGCCAGCGUCAUAUUCGAGACGUCGAGCCACGCCCAACUACUCGAAAAGGUUGGCGUACGAGACUUGGUGACUGGCGUAAUCGACGAAAUGCUCGCGUUGGCAGAGGCGCAUGAGUGCAAAUUGUCUCCCGACUUCAAGCAGAAGACGAUCGACGACAUGACGAAGUCCACAACCCCGGAGAGCAUCAUGUGGCAGGACUUCAUCGCCAGACGACCGAUGGAAGUUGAGACGUAUUUGGGCUCCCCGAUAAAGUUGGCUAAAGAGGCUCGCGUUGCUGUCCCUCGCAUCGAGACGCUCUACGCCAUUCUGCAUAACCUCAAUAUCGUCAACCGUCAGAAACCGCCCAAGCCCGUCGACGCGACAAUGGCGCCCCCCGGCUCGCCGACAACCCAAUCGCCCCUUCCGAGAAUGUCAUCAUCAAACGGCAUCCGACCCGGCAUGAACGGCAACGGCAUGCCUCCCAACCGGGGGCCGCGCCCGCGAAACUCGUCAAACCUUGGCCCAGGACCCGGACCCGGCAUGCGUCGACCCCCAAUGAAUGGAGGCCCUCCUAACGGCUUCCCUCGCGGCCCUCCUCCCCCUGGAUCCCGGGCGGCUUCGAGACGGGGUUCCAUGGAAGGGAACGAUUUAGAAGAAUUCUCCCACCUCAUGCUCUACGACGACAUUCCCGAGGGCGGUGAGCCUGGCUAUGGUCAUGGUCCUGAGGGUUCCGAUUUGGCGGCACGUGAGAGGGAACUUGAGUUGCGUCAGCGGGAGCUAGCGAUGAGGGAGCGAGAGAUGCGCAUGAGAUCGAGGGGACCUCCCCCGGGACCCAGGAGAGGUCCGCACCCUAUGCGCAACAGUGCCCAGGUUUUUGAUGAGGAGGAUGACGACGACGAUUACUUCGAUCCGCAAUCCGGUCCUCCCCCUCCGAUGAUCGACCCAGACAACUUCGACAUGAUGAGCGUCACCUCGAGGAAGAACCGGAAAGCAGCGCCUCCGCCGACACGUGCCCAGUACCACAAGAACGAGAUAUACGACGCUGGAGGAGCACCUGCGGCCAGGACCUCCCGGUUCCGCCCCAACUUUGGACGCAACCGAUCGAGCCAGAUUGCUAGUAUCCCUGGUGCGAAUGAAAACAUCCUGGACGAUCCCCUUUUCUCAUAUUCGUCGAACCGAUAUGGUGCAGUUGACCGAGGCACGAUGCAGGCGGGCUCAAGAGCGAACUCGCUGACCACCUCGCGGAUGGACGAAAUGCAAUUGGGUGCUGGCCCUAUGCCAGGAGGCGUGAAUGGGGCAUUCCCGCGGCGAGCUAGUCAGUCUCCUGGAAACCCGUACAGUCCUUCGAUCCGCGGCGGAAGCGGCCGACCGUCCCCGCCCAAUGGUUAUCACGGCCCUCCCAUGAAUGGCCGUCCUUCGCCUCCCAACGGCAUGCGUCAACCCGUGCCCCGAUACCCUCCCGGCCAUGGUAACGCAGUCGCGCCACAGCAGGUUGAGCAACACAUCGGGGUGAGCGGUCUUGUUCCUCCACCCAAACAGAAGAACAUGAGAAGUCUGACUGGUAGUGCGAGCGCCAGCGCGGGUAGUGGUGAAUCUCAAAACGACACCGAGCCCUCGGCCCAUAGUAGCCAGAGCAGCCUUGGACAGAGGCCACCCAUAGGAGUGCGGUAA